Messenger RNA from Kockovaella imperatae, 1379 nucleotides. RefSeq names its product putative glucosamine-6-phosphate isomerase. Gene Ontology annotation, biological process: N-acetylneuraminate catabolic process; N-acetylglucosamine catabolic process; D-glucosamine catabolic process. Lineage: Eukaryota; Fungi; Basidiomycota; Tremellomycetes; Tremellales; Cuniculitremaceae. The transcript has 11 exons. Gene Ontology annotation, cellular component: cytoplasm. The record is from RefSeq and is a predicted model, not a curated record. The coding region runs from base 385 to 1245 and encodes 286 amino acids. Gene Ontology annotation, molecular function: glucosamine-6-phosphate deaminase activity; identical protein binding.
ACGGAUGUACCUUUCAAGGAUAUGUCACCGGUGAUAAACCCUUGUCGCUCGAAGAAGACCACGUCAUUUUGAACAUUGACAAGGCGUCAUCUCUUCCAAUUUUCCCCUCCGGGAGGGAUCCGGGAGGCUAGUAGCGGGUAGAUCGCCGGAUGGGAGGCUCGAAGGGGAGAGUCUAUGGUGAGAUGGGGGAAAACAUGAAUGGCGUCCUUCGGAACCAAAGAAAGUUGCUUGAUACAACGUUCGCAAAAGUUCCAACCAUUGCCAACAGACUUCUUGUACGGGAAUCCAGCCCUGACCUAGACAUCCAACUCCUACUGCAAGGACAAAAGUACUCCUACACUUUUCCCUCCCCUCUUUGACUUGGUACCUUACUACUCCCUCGUCAUGCGUCUUACUAUCAGAGAUACAAAAGAGCAAGUCGGUCAAUACAUUGGCGACUACAUUGCCAAACGGAUCAACAGUUUCAAACCGAAAGCUGGUAGACCACACUUUGUUCUCGGUCUCCCAACAGGUUCCAGCCCUUUGCCAGUGUAUGAGAGACUGGUAGAGCUCUACAAGGCCGGGGAGGUGUCUUUCAAGGAUGUUAUAACGUUCAACAUGGAUGAAUACGUUGGAAUCCCUCGAGAUCAUCCUGAAUCUUACCACACCUUCAUGUUCAAGAACUUUUUCUCCCUCGUUGACAUUGACCCCAAGAACACCCAUAUCCUGAACGGAAAUGCUGAGGAUCUGUACAAAGAGUGUGAGGACUACGAAGUUGCUAUCAAGGAGGCUGGAGGAAUCGAUCUCUUCCUCGGUGGAAUCGGAGCUGACGGUCACAUCGCCUUCAACGAACCCGGUUCUUCCCUCUCAUCCAAAACACGAAUCAAGACCUUGGCGUACGAGACUAUCCUUGCCAACUGUCGAUUCUUCAGCAAUGACCUCUCUGCCGUCCCGCGUAUGGCUCUCACAGUCGGUGUUCAAACCGUCAUGGACGCUAGAGAAGUCGUCCUCGUCGUCACUGGACAAGGUAAAGCGUUGGCCCUCAGUCAAAUGAUCGAAGGUGGUGUCAAUCAUAUGAUCACCGCCUCUGCUUUACAGACUCAUCCUUGGGCUUUGGUCGUUUGCGAUGAGGACGCCACCAACGAACUCCGAGUCAAGACGGUCAAAUACUUCAAGUCCAUCGAAAAGGUUCAAGACGAAGUCGAGGCCAAAUACGGACCCGUCGGAGCCGUUCGAUUGGGUUUGGGAAGAGCUAGCGCCGCUUGAAAAGCUAGCAUCGGCGAAGAGUAUGAUGACAGAUGGGCUCUGUCACGAACUUUACUUUGGCGUGCUUGAUGGUGUCGGACCGAGACGGGGAUCUAGAUGGAUCAAUGCAUAACCCUCGUAUCGAUUGGAGGGUC